AUGGAGGUUGCUACAGGAAAACCGGACGUGGUUGUUCUCUCUGCGCAAACGUUCAACGACGUACUUGCGGCUUCCUUUUUGAGAUUCCGCGAGAUGGCGAAGCGCCUAUUGGAGAUUGAGUACACAUCCGCGUACAAGAGGCCGUUCCUGAACCUGAUGCACGACAUGUGGACUGCGGGUACCGGGAAGAAGGAUGUUAUCGGCACGUCGAUGUCGCUCAUCGACAAGGACUGGACCUUUCGUACCGUGGCGUUGCUAGUGACAGUCUUCAACGAAUCUCACGAUUCCGGCGUUGUGCAAAAGAAGAUCUCGAGUCGAAUUGUGGAGCUGUACGACGUUGACAUCGGCUGCAUGGCUCACUUCGUCAUGUCGGAUACGGCCCAGCAGCUCGUAAAGUGUCGAAACUAUACGAAGAUGCAGUACCAGUGGACUGCUCGAUGCACGUAUUAA
This is a messenger RNA of Phytophthora nicotianae INRA-310, 450 nucleotides long. RefSeq lists its product as hypothetical. Lineage: Eukaryota; Oomycota; Peronosporomycetes; Peronosporales; Peronosporaceae. The transcript has a single exon. The record is from RefSeq and is a predicted model, not a curated record. The coding region runs from base 1 to 450 and encodes 149 amino acids.